Callorhinus ursinus (northern fur seal) is the source of this 2265-nucleotide messenger RNA. It is a transcript of the gene SYTL5, whose product is annotated as synaptotagmin like 5. Gene Ontology annotation, cellular component: exocytic vesicle; plasma membrane. Gene Ontology annotation, molecular function: small GTPase binding; phospholipid binding; neurexin family protein binding. Lineage: Eukaryota; Metazoa; Chordata; Mammalia; Carnivora; Otariidae. Gene Ontology annotation, biological process: exocytosis; intracellular protein transport. The record is from RefSeq and is a predicted model, not a curated record.
AUGUCUAAGAACUCGGAGUUUAUCAAUCUGUCAUUUUUAUUAGAUCAUGAGAAGGAAAUGAUCCUGGGAGUCUUAAAGAGAGAUGAAUACUUGAAAAAAGUGGAGGACAAGAGAAUAAGGAAGCUGAAAAAUGAACUCUUAGAAGCAAAACGUAGAAGUGGGAAGACUCAACAACAAACCAACAGAGUCUGCGUUCACUGCCAGAGAAACCUGGGCUUAAUAUUUGACCGAGGAGAGCCGUGCCCGGCCUGCUCCCUGAGAGUGUGCAGCGAGUGUCGGGUCUCGGGCCUUGAUGGCGGCUGGAAGUGCACUAUCUGUGCCAAAGUCGCACAGUUAAGGAUCGUAACUGGUGAGUGGUUUUUUGAAGAAAAGGCAAAGCGUUUCAAGCAAGUCAAUGUUCUGGGCACUGAUGUAGUCCGACAGUCCAUCUUAAGAAGAAGUCCAGGAACUGAAGAAAUACAAAGUCAAGAGCAACCCCGCCGGGACCCAGAAAAGGCAGACACUUCACCUUCUGCCAGGCAAAAGGCCGGUCGUGACGGACCCAGAAGAAAGGGGUUUCUUCUGAGCAAGUUCAGAUCAGCAACCAGAGGAGAAAUCAUAACUUUAAAAACGGAAAGUGGGCGAAGCUACAGCUUGGACUUAGACAGCCAAAACUUUCGGAGUUUAAAGUCGGUCCCUGGUUCGGACAGGGGAAGCACUGGUUCAUCAGAUCUGAAUGACCAGGAAGCUGGCCCCGCAACCCCGAAGAGUAGCCGGAGCAGUGGUGUGACCCCCGUCACUCAGAGGUCACCAGCCCCAAGCACGCACAGUGUGACCUCAGUCAGCAUUAGAGAACGCGGUUUUGAAAAUUCCGUGGAUUUGGCUGCCAUUGAAAGCACGUGUGAGGACCUCACAAAGAGUCAUCGCAGAAACGUUUCUGGUACACCUUCCAUAGCGGUGUCUGAGAUCUCCCUCUCCUCAGACCGGAGUCGAUCUGAGUUAGAUCUGAGUGGGUCCUUUCCAGAAGACUUAGACAAUACUGCAAACAUAAGAAGCAAGUCUGUCCCUGGGGCUUUGGACAAAGACUUGGGCUCCUUGGAAGAGACUGAGGAAGGUGUUCAUGACUUAGCGUCCUCCCGGUUUUCUGCCAACACCCACAGUCUAGCAAGUGGCCUGUCAACUAAUUCUCAAGCAGGCUCUGACAGGAAGUGGACCUACCUAAAUGUCCCUGAUGCUGACUCAGACACUACCAGCCUUAACAGCAUGAUGAGUGUUUACAGUGAAACAGGAGACUAUGGCAACGUGAAGGUCAGUGGUGAAAUCCUUCUCCACAUCAGCUACUGCUACAAAACUGGCGGGCUCUACAUUUUUGUCAAGAAUUGCAGAAAUCUGGCCAUAGGAGAUGAAAAGAAACAGAGGACAGAUGCUUAUGUCAAGUCAUACCUUCUUCCUGACAAGUCCAGAAACAAUAAGCGCAAGACCAAGGUCAGAACAGGCACCAAUCCAGAAUUCAAUGAGACACUGAAGUACACCAUCAGCCACACCCAGCUGGAAACAAGAACUCUGCAGCUCUCAGUCUGGCAUCAUGAUCGAUUUGGACGUAACAGCUUCCUUGGGGAGGUGGAGAUUCCUUUUGACUCAUGGAACUUUGAAAAUCCAAAUGAUGAGUGGUUUGUGCUUCAGCCCAAGGUGGAAUUUGCUGCGGACAUAGGCCUUCACUAUAAAGGAGAGCUAACAGUUGUUUUACGUUACAUCCCCCCAGAGGAGAACCUGAUGCUUCCUCUAGAAGAAGUUCAAGGAAAGAAGACCUUCAAAAGGGGAAAGAAGAAGGAGUCACCUGUAAUCUCUGGAGGAAUCCUGGAAGUGUUCAUCAAAGAGGCAAAAAAUUUGACAGCAGUGAAGUCAGGAGGCACUUCUGAUAGCUUUGUGAAGGGCUACCUGCUCCCAGAUGAUAGCAAAGCUACCAAGCACAAAACUCUCGUGGUAAAGAAGAGUGUUAACCCUCAGUGGAAUCAUACUUUCAUGUUCAGUGGCCUGAACCCCCAGGACAUAAAGAAUGUUUGCCUAGAACUUACCGUCUGGGACAAGGAGCCCUUUUCCAGCAACAUCUUUCUGGGAGGAGUUCGUUUGAAUUCUGGGACCGGUGUGAGCCAUGGGAAGAAUGUGGAUUGGAUGGACUCUCAGGGGGAAGAGCAACGCCUGUGGCAGAAGAUGGCCGACAAUCCUGGGACUCCUGUCGAGGGUGUACUCAUGCUCCGGUCCAGCAUGGGGAAGUGUAGGCUCUGA